GACACAAUACCCGUCAGUCAUAGUCAUUCAAUUGUUACAAAACUUCUUUCUCCAAAGAUUACUUUUAGAACAAAAAGAACUUUUAAAUGUAAUGUCUGAUUAAAAAACGUAAUAAAAUAGAUAGAACAUUUUUUUAGAAGGCAUACAACUUUAUUAUUGCGAAUCGAUGACAUUUUUUUGAGAUGAGUCGUAUUUCCAAAUAAAAAAUGAAGGUCAUUGAAGGAAAAGUUGUUUUGUUGGGUGCACAAGGUUGUACUACUAUCACCUGUAGGGAAGACAAGUUUACUGAUGCGAUACGUAAACGACACCUUCGAUAAUCAUAGUCCUCCAACGAUAGGCGCUUCAUUUUGUACUUGCAAUCUAUCAAUUGGCGAUAUCAAAAUUAUUUUUCAGGUUUGGGACACAGCAGGAAUGGAAAGAUUCCGAUCAAUGGCACCCAUGUACUAUCGAAAAGCAAAUGCUGCUCUUCUUGUUUUUGACUUGACGAAUCAUGCAAGUUUUGCCAUGGUAAAAAGUUGGGUAUCUGAAUUAAAGAGAAAUAUUGAGGAGGCUAUAAUUCUUAUUGUUGUCGGUAAUAAAAGUGAUUGUGUAAAUGAGAGAAAAAUUGAUUCCGAAGAAGGGAGAAAAUAUGCUGUCUCAAUAGGAGCAUUCUAUCAUGAAACAUCAGCACUUUAUGGAGAAGGUAUUGAUGCAGUUUUUCAAACAAUUGCCACUCAAAUGUUAAAGCUAAGUGAUCACAAACACCUAAUUACAAGUAUUAAAGUUUAUAAUUCUAAUGCGGAUGACAAUAUUUUAGUGACUCCAGCUAGUGAAGACUUUCAUAAUACUAGUAUUGCGCAUGGUGUUCACGAGAAACCAUUUUUAUGUUGUUAGUUUAACAAAAAAAAAAAAUGGAGGCACAUAAUUAUUCCAUAAUUAAACGUAAUUAAAAAAAAAAUCAUUUUUAAAUGCCAAAAUUUUCAUUAAACCAAAUCCUCAUUUGUUCGAAUUUUUAUUAACACAAAAUGUUAUUUAAUAGAUAUCUUAAAACUGAGAAUUUUCAUUUAACCUGCAUUGCAAAUGAUCGAAUAAUCAAAUGGCAAAAAUAUUUCGGUGCCAAUUUUAAAAUUGACCAAUAAAAAACUGUCACUAAAAUUGUGAUUGGUAAAUUUUAAAAUUGGCACCGAAAUAUUUCUGCCCCUUUGCUUAUUCGACCAUUUGCAAUGAAGGGGAAAUGAAAAUUCUGAGUUUUAAGAUUUCUAUUAAAUGACGUUUUGUGUUAAUAAAAAUUCGAACAAAAUGAGGAUUUGGUUUAAUGAAAAUUCUGGCAUUUAAAAAUUCGACUCAGACGAAAUUCUGUUUAAUAAGAAUUCUAAUAAAUAAAAAUUCAGAUUAAAAAGAAUUCAUUUUAAUAAAAAGUGUGCUAAAUGGAAAUUAUAUUCAGAAAGAAUAUUCUGUUAAAUAUAAAAAUUCUGGUUAAUUUAAAUUUUAUUAAAUAUUAAUUCGAAUAAAUAAGGAAAAAUAAACUAAUUCACAUUAUGGAAUAAUCAUGCGCUCCGAAAAAUGAGAUUUAAUCUCUUUUUUAUUUUAAAAAUUACACUUAUUUUUAAUUUCAUUAAAAUAAUAUAAUAUAUAAAUGACGAUAUUCCGCAAAAUGAAAUUUAUUUAAUUCAAAUAAUCGGUUACUUGAUUAUUAUCAAAUAAAUAUUUAUUUUUAUAUAUUAUACAUUAGUAUAUCAAAAUUAUUUAUUAUUUGAGUCAAUUAAAUGGUAUUUGUUUCAAAUACAGAAAUUAUUUUUUCAAAUAAUUAUUGUUUCAAAUACAGUUUAUUUAAUUCAAAUAAAAAUUAUUUGGUUCAUGUAAAUAUUUAUUUGAUAAUAGUAAAGUAACCGAUUAUUUGAAUCAAAUAAAUUUUUUUCAGUGCGCAAUUACAGCUUUUAAAAAUGUCCGCUAAUUCCUAUACUUCCCUUUGAAUAGGAUUUUUUUACAAAAUCUGAAAAACUAUUAAAAAUUGAAAAAUUAUUAUAACAUUUAUAAAAAUUGUUUUAAUAAUAUUGAUAUUUAAAAAUCUGGAUUAGUAACAUUUUUAACUAAUUUGAAUUAGUGAUUCAAAAGCAAAAAAGUGAAAGAAAAAAAAUUGCCGAACAUUUUUAAAAAGUGCAACUGCGCAAACACCGUCAAGUCGCUUUUGAAAUUUUAAUUUAAUAAAUUUUAAUUUUCGUUUCACAUAUAUGAAUAUGUGUUCACAAGCA
Molecule: messenger RNA, 2231 nt
Organism: Leptopilina boulardi
Lineage: Eukaryota; Metazoa; Arthropoda; Insecta; Hymenoptera; Figitidae
Gene: RabX1
Exons: 4
Coding region: 289-873 (194 amino acids)
Molecular function (GO): GTP binding; GTPase activity
Source: RefSeq, a predicted model, not a curated record